UCCUCGCGUCAUUCUGUGACAUGAAUUCAGAAUCCUGGCUAAUUGCUGCUGUAAAUCAGGGCAAAAAAGGAUAGAAUCUUUUUGUUCUGUGUUCUGGCAAAUUCCAUUACAUUAAGACUGUGCGCGACAAUUAUACCAAUCACGAUCAAAGCCUUAACAGCAAAAACAUUAUAGGGGGGAUUUUCCCGAACCAGUCAGAUCUCCACGACAGUUCUCGCGGGAGAGACAGUGAAUUCAAUUACAGAUCCGUGUAUGGAUACUGCCAGUGACGAAAUAGAGGUUAAAUGCUUCGAGUGAGGACUAAUUUCACACAUUUCUUAAGAUGAGAAGGACCGUCGAAAGAGACCAAGAUUAAUUGCUUCACGAAUAGAAGAGGAAGCCGAAAAGAAAAAAAAAACCCUCAGCCUCUUAAAAGACAGAUAUGUAUGUCUUAUGUGCUUUCAGCUACACAUAUUUUCUGGUUUAUGGCUUUUUGAACAUAUUGUUCGUGGACGCCGCUCGUAGAGAUUACAAGGCUUGCAGACAAGGUGUUGUUCCACUUCAUCAUGUAUUCCGGAUGGAUUGGUCGGACAAAACGACGGCGCAGAUUUGUAAGACUCAAACCAAGCACAUGAGCCUUUACCGGAUACCCAGUAAACGAAAGGAGCCUGAAUUUAUCCAGGUUGUUCUAACCAAACCAUGGGAUGUUUCCAAGGUGAUGGUGACUUUCUCCGGUACUGUACAUGAUGUCAGCUCCCACGAUUCCUCAUUCUCCUUCCUGUCAUGCGCAGAAAAUCACGACACUGUCCUGCUUCAGCAGACGGGAAAUAAAACCUACUGUGUUCAUUUCUUAGUCAAUUUGCAUACGAAGUCAUCUAAUAUAGGGAGAUUGUGGGUUACGGAGAAAAACGGAAAAGUGAAAGGAAUGAGUAUUAAAAUGAAUCACGAAGGUGUUCGUCCUAAUGCAUCACGAUUUAGAAGGAGUUACCCAGAGAUGCCCAGCUUGCAGUACGGGAACUCUUCCGAAAAAAUGUCAGAUAUAUCAGAAUGCGGCAACACCAGAAGCUGCUACAGGUAUGACAAAACAAACAGCCAAUGCGGACACAUGGAAUGUUCCUAUUUUUUGAGUUACACAUACAAAAAAACUCCGGAAAAAACGGAAUACGAAUUCGAUAUGGAGCUAAGCGGCCGAUCCUCGGGCUGGAUUGCUGUAGGCUUCUCUUCAGACCAACAAAUGAUGGGAGACGCGCUUAUCUGUAAGACAAAUGCCGCCACCCGGGAGAUCUCGGUUCGAGCCUACCAGAUAACAAUGAGACACUCCCUCCCUACACCCAAAGACGGCUUCGUUUCAAAUUUGACGUCUAGCGUACAAAGAAAUGGCUACUUGUAUUGCAGAUUUCAGUUUCGCAGUGGUCAAGACCAGAUAAUGGAGAUGACCAACGAUUGGUUCCAGCUGUAUGCAAAAGGUCCAAUCACUCACAACUCUAAUGAUGGCGGAAUAUCUAAGCACCAGGAGACGCCACUAAUGUCGGAUUACAAGAUCAGUCUGAUAAAAAGCGUAGACAAAAUGAACGUGUACACCAGCGCAGGUUCCUACGUCACUUCCGGCCCAAUACUGUGGUUUUUGACAUGGACUUUUUUCACAAUAAUUUUAUUUUUCAGCUAAUUGAUUUUUUUUUCUCACUUUUUUAAAUUGGAUGUUGUUGAAUUUUUUUUUUUUGUGUUUUAGUUCGAACCAAAGUAUUGCCACAUCAUUAACUGUAUAUAACAACUUAUCAUUGAAGUUAUAAACGAUUUAGACAAGAUUCUAUCUUGUAAUCUAAAUAUUGCUUUUCCGGUUUCGGUGUCGUUUAACGUGAAAAUAACAAAAACACACACAAAACUUGAUACCGGUAGUCAUUGAUUAUUUGUAGAUUAUUGAUUUAAAAAAUGUUUUAUUGUAUUAGAAAUAUAUAAAUGAUACACAUUAUUGAUCGCUCUUGCCCCUAAUGUAUCUUUUCUCCCUCUGUCGUUUCUCGUUUCUCUCUCUCUCUCUCUCUCUCUCUCUCUCUCUCUCUCUCUCUCUCUCUCUCUCUCUCUCUGUGUUCAAGUGUCUUUCAGACUGCUAUUUGUUGUGUUUUGUGUUAUGUUUGUACUUGUUGAUGAUUGUCCUUUACAAAAUGUAAGCUCACUAAAAUCAAAAUAUAAACAUAAUACAUGAAAUUAUGUUUUGAUCUAAAGAAUCUAUACUCUUUCCCAAGAUGUCCCCUAUUCAGAUUUUGCUUAAUUACUCGAUAUUUAUAAAUACCUCAGAGUUCUUAGGAUGUUCAUUCAGAUAAGGAAAAAUUUCAAGAUUCGCCCCCAUUAGCUUAUCAGGUUUCAAUACACAUCUUAAAAAUGUUAUGUCUACGAGGAUUUCGUACUGAAGCAAGCCCGGAUGAUAAUUUUGAAAAAUUGCGCGAGGUAUUCCAAGUGACUUCCGAAUGGAGAAAAGAUGUAAACAUUCCCCAUUAUAAAUCUCCGUAAGAAAACUUAUUUCAAUCUGUAAAUUUUUCCGAGAGAAAAAUGAAAAAUGUUUGAAUGAAGAUAUCUUGGAAAUUUUCCCUUUCAUCGAUUUCAACUGCACUUCAUUCACAGGUAUGUUUAUUUUCAUUAAAAAUCGUCCAAAACUUAUUUCGUUCCUGUAAAUUUUUCCGAGAGAAAAAUGAAAAAUGUGUGAAUGAAGAUAUCUUGGAAAUUUUCCCUUUCAUCGAUUUCAACUGCACUUCAUUCACAGGUAUGUUUAUUUUCAUUAAAAAUCGUCCAAAUGUGCGGCCAUUGGGAUCUUGGGACAGACUGCAGUAGAUUUUUGUUAAAAACACUUUACACAAUUGUUUGUCUUUACCAUAAUAUAUCAUGAAACUGUCUUUUCUCUGUCAUUUUUUUCACCAAAUAAAGGUUUGAUAUUUAUAAAUGUCUUGUG
Magallana angulata is the source of this 2920-nucleotide messenger RNA. RefSeq lists its product as uncharacterized. The coding region runs from base 422 to 1645 and encodes 407 amino acids. NCBI's taxonomy places the organism in Eukaryota, Metazoa, Mollusca, Bivalvia, Ostreida, Ostreidae. The transcript has 9 exons. Gene Ontology annotation, biological process: regulation of glutamate receptor signaling pathway. The record is from RefSeq and is a predicted model, not a curated record.